Molecule: messenger RNA, 1497 nt
Organism: Arachis stenosperma
Lineage: Eukaryota; Viridiplantae; Streptophyta; Magnoliopsida; Fabales; Fabaceae
Exons: 4
Coding region: 1-1497 (498 amino acids)
Source: RefSeq, a predicted model, not a curated record
AUGCAAGGCUUUGGUGAACCUGAUCGAGUAGAAAAUGCAAUGUGUGACGACGACUCUGACCAGGAGCCCGUUGAUAUCAUUGGGGACAGCGACGAUGACACAUGUGCCAAUCCACCGCAGCAGCAUGGGCCUUCAAGUUCUGCUUCUCAGCAGUACCCUCCACACUUCUCCACACUAAACUUGGACGUUCUGGGUCAACAGGAGGACGGUGGUAACACAAAUAAAGAUGAGGCUGUGCUGAGUGUGAAGGACUAUAGCAUCCGGCGAGGUGUUGAGUACAUAGUCAUCGAAUCAGAUCAUCUGAAGUAUCAUGGAAAAUGCAAGCAAUUCGGCAAGGGUUGUACUUGGUUGAUUCGCAUUGCGCUGCAUGCACGAAAGGGCACUUGGGAGGUUAGGAGGUACAACGGGCCACACACAUGCUUGGCAACCUCUAUUUCCAGUGAUCACCGUCAGUUGGAUUACCACGUUAUCUGUGCGAGGAAUCUUCCGUUGGUUAGGGCAGAUGCUGCGGUUAAGGUAAAGGUAUUGCAACAAGCUACAGAAGCCGAUUAUGGUUUCAGGCCUAGUUACAGGAAUGUUUGGAUGGCCAAACAGAAGGCAGUGGCACAAAUAUAUGAAGAUUGGAAAGAGUCGUACGCAGAGUUACCACGUUGGAUGCUAGGAGUACAGCCAACAAUGGCCGGAACAAUAACCGUGUUGAAGACCUCUCCUGUUCGACUUCGUGGUGAGGUUGAUGAGUUGACGGUGUACUUUCACCGACUAUUCUGGACAUUCCCACCCUGUAUCGAGGCAUUCCGUCAUUGCAAGCCCCUCGUCAGUAUUAACGGUACCCGCUUGUAUGGCAAGUAUGGAGGGACGCUGUUGUUGGCGAUAGCGCAGGAUGAAAACUCGAACAUCCUCCCGAUAGCAUUCGCCCUUGUGGAAGGAGAAAAUGCAGAGUCGUGGUCAUUUUUCUUGUCCAACCUACGAGAGAAUGUGACUACUCAGGAGGGUAUCCUUGUUAUCUCUGACAGGCAUAAUGGGAUCAAGGCAGCACUUGAGGCACCUGAGAAUGGGUGGCUGCCUCCACGUGCUUUCCGAGCAUAUUGUAAGGACUCAAGGAGGAUGUUGGUGAAUGCUGCCUACGCAAAGACUGAAGCAGAGUUUUAUUACUGGUUUUACAUCAUGCGGACUGAGAAUCCAGCAAUGUGUGAAUGGGCCAAUCGGAUGGAGUACGACAAAUGGACCCAGCAUGAGGAUAGUGGUAGACGUUUAGGGCACAUGACAACCAACAUCAAUGAAUGUGUGAACUCGGGUUUUCUUCCGCCUAUCCCAGAAGGCCUUUGGCCGCCAUAUGAUGGGCCAACUAUCAUUCCUGACCCUAAUAUGAGGCAUGCAAAGGAAGGUCAUCCAAGAGCAAUCAGGAUCCGUGGUAGUAUGGAUCAGUCGCUGGAGAACCAGCCGAAGCGCUGUGGACUAUGCCGUCAGCCUGGGCAUACGCGGAAGAACUGUGACUAG